CCGCCGACAAACAGUGGGCGCGUGUUUGGAAACUGGCACAAAGGACCGCAAGCGAGCGAGCUGCUGACUGUCUGCCUUACUGAUUUGCGUCCGUCUCAGCACAGAUUCAAUUGCUAAGACUUUUUUUUCUCUCUUUUUUUGGUUCCUUGCAACGUAAGUGGCAUUGGCUCAGUGAUUUCCGUGAGCAUCUCCACGAGAAAACAUUACCUCGGUGAGGCGUGGUGGAGACCAAACCAGGCAGCCGCUUCUAAUCCGCUAUGUUUGAAAAAGCGUGGACUUACUUUUGCAUCUCCAAAUUUAACUCAGCUUGAUCGGCUAGAUUUUCUUCAGUAUUUGGUGUCAAGCCCCUCGUCAUUAUUAAUUCGGAAAGAGGAAAAAACACAGUUUUCCAGCGUUUCUCUUGGUGGAGAGCUAAGCAACAGGGAAAAUGUCUGUUUUCCCUAAGGUAUCUUUGAGACCCGAGGUUGAAAACUAUCUUAAGGAAGGCUUUGUGAAUAAGGAGAUUGUGUCAGCUUUCGGUAAAGAAGCAGCAGAAAGGAAGUUUGAAACUUUGUUAAAACACCUGUCACAUCCUCCAUCAUUCACAACUGUCAGAGUGAAUACACAUUUAGCCUCAGUACAACAUGUGAAAAAUCUAUUACUUGAUGAACUUCAGAAGCAGUUGAACGGAUUAAGUAUUCCUAUUCUUCAACAUCCAGACCUUCAGGAUGUCUUACUUAUUCCUGUUGUUGGACCCAGGAAGAAUAUUAAAAAACAACAGUGUGAAGCCAUUGUUGGAGCCCAGUGUGGCAAUGCAGUUUUAAGAGGAGCCCAUGUCUAUGCCCCAGGAAUUGUGUCAGCAUCAAAAUUUAUGAAAGCUGGAGACGUUAUAUCUGUAUACUCUGAUAUUAAAGGAAAAUGUAAGAAAGGAGCCAAAGAGUUUGAUGGAACAAAAGUAUUUCUUGGAAAUGGGAUUUCUGAACUAAGCCGCAAAGAAAUCUUCAAUGGGUUACCUGAACUGAAAGGCAUGGGCAUAAGAAUGACAGAACCAGUAUAUCUCAGCCCUUCUUUUGACAGUGUACUGCCGCGUUACUUAUUUUUACAAAAUUUGCCAUCUGCUGUAGUAACUCAUGUUCUAAAUCCUCAGCCUGGAGAGAAGAUUCUAGACUUGUGUGCAGCACCUGGAGGCAAAACAACACACAUUGCAGCACUAAUGCAUGAUCAGGGAGAAGUCAUAGCACUAGAUAAAAUCUUCAACAAAGUAGAAAAAAUAAAGCAAAAUGCAUUAUUGUUAGGACUGAAUUCCAUCAGGGCAUUCUGCUUUGACGGAACAAAGGCAGUUAAGCUUGAUAUGGUGGACACAGAAGGGGAACCUCCGUUUCUGCCAGAAACCUUUGACCGAAUUCUUCUGGAUGCACCCUGUAGUGGAAUGGGACAGAGACCAAACAUGGCCUGUACUUGGUCUUUGAAGGAAGUGACAUCAUAUCAGCCAUUACAGCGAAAACUCUUCACUGCGGCAGUUCAGCUGCUGAAGCCAGGAGGUGUGCUGGUUUAUAGCACAUGCACCAUAACACUGGCUGAAAAUGAAGAGCAAGUUGCCUGGGCCCUCACAAAAUUUCCUUGUCUUCAGCUUCAGCCCCAGGAACCACAGAUUGGAGGAGAAGGAAUGAGGGGAGCUGGCCUCUCUUGUGAACAAUUGAAACAGCUGCAGCGAUUUGAUCCAUCGGCUGUGCCAUUACCAAACACUGAUGUAGACUCUCUGAGAGAGACCAGAAGAGAAGACAUGUUGCAGCUGGCUAAUAAGGACUCUAUAGGUUUUUUUAUUGCAAAAUUUGUAAAAUGCAAAAGCACUUAGGAGAGGAUGGAUCCUCAGAAAUGAAAAUUCCAAACAUUUGCUGUCUGUGGUUUUGUUUUUUUUUUAAACCAAAGUGUUGUCAGACCAACUGAAUGAUGACGUGGUUGCUAAGGAAACAGAAAAGGCUGCCAGCUGUUUUACCAGGGAUCCAGAGACAUAGAGGAAGUAGAGGGUGGUAUGAGACUGUAUUUUUUAUUUUUAAAAGAAUUUUUUCAUGUAUUAAGUAGAGUAUAAGGAAAAGGAGAAACCUGUAGAUGUCUGGAGCAUAUUUUCAUUUGUGUUCUAAUGGUUUUAAUUUGUAAAGAAUAUAAGCCAUUUUUAAUGUUAAAAAUUAGUGAAUCUAACAAAAGGAAUAAAUUAGCAAUAUUUGA
Saimiri boliviensis boliviensis (Bolivian squirrel monkey) is the source of this 2205-nucleotide messenger RNA. It is a transcript of the gene NSUN6, whose product is annotated as NOP2/Sun RNA methyltransferase 6. The record is from RefSeq and is a predicted model, not a curated record. Gene Ontology annotation, biological process: RNA methylation. Lineage: Eukaryota; Metazoa; Chordata; Mammalia; Primates; Cebidae. Gene Ontology annotation, molecular function: RNA methyltransferase activity; RNA binding.